CUCAAUAAAUGAGUGGACUUACUUUUGUGUUUUUCAAGAUAUGGUUGUGUUAGGUUGUUGCGUUGUGCGUUCUGGCGAAGAUGUAGACCUGGACACGAUACCGUUCUGCCAAAUGCCUCAUCAGGAUCCUGGAGGGAAGGUAAACUGGAUCUGAGAGACGCCCCACUUUUACAGCUUUAUCUGCGAUGCAGUGGCUCGGAUGCACAGAGAAAAGUUGGCAGAGUUGUGUACGAUGUCCUGAGGGAAAGGAUUUAUACACAUAUAUAUAUAUGUUAUGCAUAGUUUAAAGACAGGAAGGAAAAAAGAGUAACUACACUGGAAUUGUCUGCCUUAAAGGCGCAAAAUACGGAAUUUAAGCGGAGAUAUGGAUCAUUUAUCCAAAGAAAACCUGUGUGCGGCAGUCUACAAAUAAUGCUACCCCUGUAAAGACUGAUGGAAGUUGACUGCUGCUUCGAAAACCAACUGCAUUCAUGUCCGAGGGAGUUUGUUAAACCAAUGAGUUUAGUCAUGGAUGAUCAUGGAUCCCAGCCCCAUCCACGGAGCUCAGGUCUGAGGGUGUCGACCAAAAGCAAGGCACCAUCCCCGCCAGGACUCAAGACGCUGGAUUCCCCAGGUUUCUCUCAGUGGUACCCAGGGAGCCCUCAAUUAACCAUGGACCAGAAAGAAAACCUUAUUGAUAAAGACCUGUCUCUGGUUGUGGUUUUACCUGGUGGAGUAGAGAAAAUGACCACAGUCCAUGGCAGCAAACCCGUAAUGGAUCUGUUAGUGAUGCUCUGUGCAAAAUAUCACCUGAACCCAUCGAGCCACACCUUAGAACUGGUCACCACCCAUAGGAACAACAUCAAGCUCAAGCCUAAUGCUCUCUUAGGAACCUUAGAUGCAGAGAAGAUUAUACUUAAACCCAAAGGGGAAGAUAAAAAUAAGAAGACAAGUCCUCAAAUGCCUGAGGCAACAGUUCGGAUGGUGAUAAACUACAGAAAGACCCAAAAAACGAUACUACGAGUUAAUCCCCGCGUUCCCUUGGCUGAAAUCUUACCAGCGAUAUGUGAGAAAUGUGAAUUUGACAUGGAGACUACAGUUCUGUUGAAAGAUGUCCAAUCACUGGCCCCUUUGGAUUUGUCCGGUUCUCUUAAUGAUUAUGCAAUAAGGGAGGUUUAUGCGAAAGACACAAAAGGACAACCUGCUUCUCCUGUGUGCCCAGCCUCACCAACUCAUGCAGGGGCAGUCACACCAGGAAAAGAUAAAAAUCAAAAGGAGAAAGAAAACAAAGGCCUCUUCAGCAUGUUUAGAAAAAGCAAGAAAAACUCCGACCAGGCAGUGACGGCCAGCGCUCCAGCUUCUCCAGUGCUUGUGAGCAAGCCUCGACCGCUCAGCAUGGCCUUACCAAGCAGUUCUCCCACGAUCCCCACAGAUGUGCCAAAGAAGAGACGUGCACCCCAACCCCCAGUCCUUGUGUCUCAGAGCUGCCCCACGGACCUCAGCACUCGCAGGAGACUCCACUCUGAACCUAACGCCCAACUGGACAGUGAUCAGAUUGCUGGUUUAAGUCGUGGGUCCUCGGCAGAAUCUUCACUGAAAAGAACCAAACGCAAGGCUCCCCCACCCCCCAUGUCCCCUAGUGCUGUUGUCCCAGAGGCAGUUCCUGUAGAUGAAAAUUUGCAAGGGGGCGCAGCUGCUAACACACUGGAGGAAAUUAUGGAGCAGGAGGAGACAACUCUUUCUGUAAUGUCUGCAACUGCUAGUGAUACCCAGGGCGAGGACAGCAGCCUCAGCACGUCAGCUGAUGUUUCAUUGCAUUCUCCGUCCCCAGAUACUGAGAUACUGAGCACAAUGUCAGUAGAGGGCAAUGGGGAAGAUCAGUCUUGUGAUCUGUCCUCAGAUGGCAAGUACGAACUCUAUCAGCUGCAGAGCACAGUGAAUGAUUCUGCAACUUUCAGUGAUGUGAGGACAACUGCUGGGACAGAGUCAUCUGAAGUGACACAUACAAAUGGUGGUCCAUGUCAAGUUGAAAAUGCAAGUCAAGAGCCAAUAUGUGAAGGGUCUACAACUGGAAGUGUUGAAGGUGAUUGCAGUACUAUACCCAGCAGCCUGCCUCACCCUGUAAUGCAGGAUGCAGAAGCACAGGCCUCUGCUCAGGCAAACACUGAAACCCUCUGGGAGAAGACUGACAGGUUGGAAAGCCCUGUGGCCAUCAGCACAUCACGCCCCACUGGAGAGGAUGCUCAAGUGCAAACAGAUUUCACAUCGCUCCCUGUGCCUCCACAACAACACAUGGACGAAGUUCCCUCCGCAGCUAAUGCGCCUGCCUUUGAAUCACCAGGGAAGAAAGAUAUGGCCACUUUGACGGAUGAGCUGGACCCACCUGACCUCGAAAAACAUGCCUUACCCGACACCUCAGAGACCUCAUCAUGCCAAGACUCAACACAAAGUACCCCCGCCGCAACAAAGGCACCAUAUAUUUGUGCCCCAGACUCUGAGCCAAAGCCCAAGCCUUCCAAUGAGCUGACAAGGGACUACAUCCCGAAGGUGGGGAUGACAACAUACACUAUUGUGCCUCAGAAAUCUCUGGAGAAACUCAGAUAUUUUGAAGUUGCUCUGACACUGGAGACGCCUCCUGCAGCUCCAGACGAGGGACUUAAUAUUGGUUCUCUUAAGCUGGAGGAGAGCACAGCACCGAGGGAACAGACGGAGGUCGUAAAGGAAAAAAGAGAGGUGCACUCUACUGUACCCAGGGAAGACUUACUGACUAGCACUGCAAUUACCCAAGACACUGUUAAUGGAAGUAUACCUGAAACUACUCAUUCUUCAUCACCAACAAGUUUAUUUAAAGCAGAUGACAAGAUCUCAUCCUCUGCUAAUGGGGCAUCUCAACCAGGUUCGCCAGCAGAGGUCAAGGAGACGAAAAUUCCACCCGCAACUAAACCUAAGCCUGGUUCUUUCCGCUUGCCACAGCACAAAAAAACACCUGGGUAUUAUGUAACUUCAGCAGCAGACAAAAAUCUUAGUGCCAGUCCUGGCUCUGGCCAGAAGGAGGCUCAGAGAAGUACAGAGAGAGCAAUGUUACCACCGCCUCCUCUUCCACCUCCUGUGCAGUGUCAAGAGGAGACAACAGGGGCCACUAACGUCCAGCUGAGCCCUAAAGGGGAUGACAAGAAUGUAGCCAUCAUGCGAAUGACUAGACAAAGCAGUUUGCCAUGUAAAGAGCCAGCUGUGGGGUUAAGCUUGGAAAAACUGAGAAGCUUUGCAGCCCCUAGGCCCUAUUCUCCUGCAACUCCAUCCCGCUUUGCCCAGGCAGUGUCCUCUGCAGUGAAAAGGAGCCAGUCCUUAUCCCACAGUCCAAAGCCACCUCACUCGCCUGUUUCACCACUGUUCUCUCCAAUUACAAGUCACCCACCAGUCAUAGAGUCAAAAGGAUUGUCUGAGCUCAAGGACGGUGAAAACAGAGAGGUGGAUAGUGACAAAGGCGCCAUUCUGCAGGGAGUAGAGGGUGAACCGCCAUCUUUGAGUGGGAUUACUCCACUGGAAGGGGAGAGCAGUCCAUAGCAGUGCCUUAAUUCUUCUGACAACCUAUCAUCUACUGAGGAGCUAAUCCUGUCUACUUUGAGUUCUCCAGAACCCUUUAUCUCACAACACAGAUGCAGAAACUUUUGUUUUACCUCUUUUGGUAGUCUCCACCAGUGUACAUAAAAUGAUGUAUUUUGAUAAUUAAUUGCUGUAUUUUGGUUUAUUUCUCACACGUUACAAAGUAAUAUCCCUGGCUGACCUGCAUAUUUUAAUGCUUUGCUCUCUUUUGUGUGAUGUCUAUCUUGCAUUUAAUGCAUUACUGUUGUGAACAAGAACAUUAAAUGAGAACAAUUCUAUAAAUUAUUCGACUGAUUUCCAGAGUUGUAAUAUUAUUGGGUUUAUUCAGAAAAUGUAUUAUCUAAAUAAUACUGGAUGUAUAGCACAGAGCAGGUCUGACCUAUGGUACUUAAAUGCUCCUUAGAUUAUACACCAAAUCUAUAUUUAAGUAUUACAGAGUUUUGAUUAAGCUUUAGGCAGAAAUACACCGACGACGGCACAUCUGUUGCUCUUGUCAAGCAGUGUUGUUAUGAAUAAAGCUUAUUAUCAUC
Messenger RNA from Toxotes jaculatrix (banded archerfish), 4112 nucleotides. RefSeq names its product cordon-bleu WH2 repeat protein-like 1b (gene cobll1b). The transcript is spliced from 14 exons. Lineage: Eukaryota; Metazoa; Chordata; Actinopteri; Toxotidae. Gene Ontology annotation, molecular function: actin monomer binding. The record is from RefSeq and is a predicted model, not a curated record. The coding region runs from base 433 to 3543 and encodes 1036 amino acids.